Prunus armeniaca (apricot) is the source of this 192-nucleotide messenger RNA. The record is from the annotation of a GenBank genome assembly. Lineage: Eukaryota; Viridiplantae; Streptophyta; Magnoliopsida; Rosales; Rosaceae.
AUGGAAACGAGGGUUUCAGAAUUGAUGAGAGUCGACCAGCUCAUCUCAUCUCUGAUGGCUCGCUUGCGCCAGGCCAACAAGGAAAAGCGAGACCGGUGCCGCAAAAUCAACAAUGAUAUCGCCAUCACCGUUACUUGUCAGCUGGAAAAAAACAUCAAACUUGAGUCUAAUCUGCACAAAUUUGUACAUUGA